GGACUCAAAUUCUUUCCACAUAUAAUUUUGCUUCGGGUAAAGAAUGAGUAGGAUUUUCCCGAGUUCCCGAUUUGCACUAAAAUUUGGGUGGAACUCCAAGGCUAACCUGAGGAUAUUCCGCGCGUGUGCAAUGGACGCAGCAGGUAGGGUUUCCAAUGGCGGUGGCAGCGUAGUUCGCUUCCCAUUAUCUUCAUCGAGCGCUUUGGUCAUUCAGAAAGGAGACAUAACAAGAUGGUCAAUCGAUGGUUCCACCGACGCAAUAGUGAAUCCCGCGAAUGAGAGAAUGCUCGGUGGCGGUGGUGCCGAUGGAGCUAUACAUAGGGCCGCAGGCCCACAACUUGUUGAAGCAUGCCGCACUGUCCCUGAAGUCUGGCCCGCAGUUCGGUGCCCAACUGGAGAAGCAAGGAUCACACCUGGUUUUAUGCUGCCUGCCUCUCAUGUCAUUCACACUGUUGGUCCUAUCUACAGUGCUGAUAGUAAUCCUGCUGCCUCUCUCGCAAGUGCUUACAGGAAUACUUUGAAGGUUGCAAAAGAAAACAACAUUCGGUAUAUAGCAUUCCCAGCUAUAUCAUGUGGUGUCUAUGGAUACCCAUAUGAUGAAGCUGCUACAGUGGCAAUUUCUACCAUUAAAGAAUUUUCAAACGAGUUUAAUGAGGUCCACUUUGUUUUGUUCUCCCCUGAUAUUUAUGACAUUUGGUUAAAUAAGUUAGAUGAGUUGCUGAAAGAGUAGUGUGCCAUAACUAUUAUCAGGCCACUGAAUUGAACACACAAUCAUCUAGGAGUCCAGGAACAAAUACAGUAUCAAGGUUCAAAUGGUUGUGUAAGGGAAAGAUAUAAGCUUAAUCUCGAUGAUUAGAGCGGUGAUGGUUGCUAUUAUAUACUGUAUGAUAUAUGAAUCGGUUGUGAUUGUAAUCCCCAGCCUGCCUUAACUUUGGUUUUAAGAAAAAUCAGAACAGUUGAGUGCAUCUUUACCUUUGUAUGGGGAGGUUCAGGCUCCAUUGUGUAAUCAUGUUAACCGGGCUUGAUUUGAUAAAUUUUUCUAGAAUCA
Molecule: messenger RNA, 1048 nt
Organism: Cajanus cajan (pigeon pea)
Lineage: Eukaryota; Viridiplantae; Streptophyta; Magnoliopsida; Fabales; Fabaceae
Product: appr-1-p processing enzyme family protein
Source: RefSeq, a predicted model, not a curated record